AUGAUAGAAAUCACCUUAUCAAUAGAUACGGUAAAACAAACUAAAUACCAAAUUUCGACAGAAUGAAAGGAGUAACCACUCGUGCACAAAUACCCUUUCCAAAUAUAGACUUUUAGACAAUUCGAUUGUAAGAUUAUUUAUGAAGACUGACAAAUUAUUUGCAAUGGAAUAUGCAACUGUAAUAGAUCAAGCUGUGAAACAGUUUUACGCAGAAGGAAACAACGACGUUCAUUCAUGGUUGCUGAGAGUUCAGUCCUCUCCGGAGGCCUGGACUUUUGUUUGGGAACUUCUUGGUCCUUCGAAAUCGAGAGAAGCACAGUUUUAUGCAGCUACUACAUUACAUGCCAAAAUCUCCAAACAAUGGGAUGAAGUGCCCAAGAGUGAGUAUCCUGCUCUGCAGGAGCGCUUAAUAAACUUUAUAAAGCAGCCAAACAUGCCAAAGGUUGUUCUCUCUAAACUUUGUCAAGCGUUAGCUGGAUUUGUAGCAAAUAUUAGUGCGGUUACAGAAAACGAUGACGAGGAUAAAAAUGUCGUAGAUGAAUUGAUGCGGAUGUUAUCUUAUGAUUCUCUUCCUAUGUUGGAGCUGUUGUUACGUACGCUUUCUGUAUUACCUGGGGAGUUUGAAAGGAGACGUGAAAUGAGGAGAGCUAAGUUACACGAGUGUCUAAUAAAGGGCUGGUAUAAGACAACUUGGCUCUUACAACAAGUUUUUUCUGUGUGCAAUCCAAAUUCUCAAGACAUUGAUAAUGACAUACACUUACUAGCCAUGGAAUGUGCAUUAUCCUGGCUUAAAGUUGGUCAGCUUCCUCUCGAUGCAACAGGCCAGAUAUAUUCCCAUUUAUUAGCAGCUGCAGCAUAUUAUGCGCCAAGCAGGAAAGGGCGCGACGAAGAAAAUGUCAGAGGUUGGGAAGUAGUUCAAGAAUGCUUGAAUAUAAUAGUAACUCAUAGUGAACUUAUAAAGAGACCACAAACAUUGUGGGAAUGGACAAAUAAUUUGGUAACAAUGGCAAGACAAUACAGUGAUAAAUAUUUUUGUGAAGUUUUAACUGCAAUCGGAGAGGCUCACAGUAGAACAUUUUUAAAUACUUUAGUGGAAGAAGGGAACGAAACUCAGAAAUGGACAGUCGAAAGUUUAAUUGAAUUACUUUUACAAUGUUCCGAACAAGAGGGAAGAUAUCCUACGGAUGAAACUCGCAGUUCCAUCCCAUUUGGAUUUUGGUACGCCUUGCAGGACUAUCUUCCCACACUUGAUCAACCUUACGAAAGUCGUGCUGUACUGAUUUUGAAGCCUGUUUAUGCAAGAUUAGCUCAAGCAUUAUUAAGAAAGUCAACGCUUCCUUCGUCUGCUAGCGAAACAGGGGAUGCAGAUGAACGGGAGCUUUUCAGGUGUUACAGACAAGAUGUAGCAGAUGCUUUAGAUUAUUGUUAUAGAGUUUUAGGGCAGGAUUUGUUAGUGCUUCUUGGACAGAGAUUGAGUCAGACCUUAGACAGUUCACAAAAGUGGACGGAGGUAGAAUCGACGUUGCACGCUUUUGAAGCUCUAGCAGACAGUGUUGGUAUUGAGGAAUCCCACUACAUUCCUGCUUUAAUGGAUUUGGUUCUUAGUCAUAUCCCAUACGACCACUAUCCUGGAGAGGUACUCGCAUGUGCGUGUUCGGUAGUAGGAGCAUAUGCCGAAUGGAUCGGGGAACAUCCAGAUCCUUGGUUAGAAAGAGUGCUUCGAAUUGUAACUUUAGGGUUAACAAGAGGCUCAGUGACAGCACCUUUUGCUACUAUGGCCUUGAAAGACUUAGCCCGAGAAUGUGAACAACAACUCACACCCUUUGCUCCAUCUAUUCUCAACACUAUCGAACAGACUCUUCCAAACGUUACUCCGGGAUGUGCAGAAGGUUUGCGAUUGAUGUAUGCAGCUGGCAAAUUGCUCAAUACUUUGCCCUCUGUUGAUGAACAAUUGGCUCAUCUGGACGCUACACUAGGCUUAUGUAUAAUAAAAAUACGAGAAUUAUUAGAACAACCUUGGUUUCUGGCUCGUGGUGCAGUGAUGAACCAGUUAAAAAUGGCCACAAUGUUUUUUUCUACAUUAGAAGGAUCUAUUGGAAAAGCUGUAUUGGAUGGUUUAUUACCGAUAUUUAGUCAAAUUGUUGCCCAUCCCGAGUGGGGUCAGGACAAUUUCACAUUAGAGGAAAUGUACAUUUGCGCUCAGAAGUCUCUAACGUCAUUACUUCAUCCUGAAGAAGAUGCCCGACCUCUGCUUCCCAUUUUAGCGAACUCGUACAAAACCUGGCCUCAUCCUGCGGCCUUAAAUCUUCUUCGACAGCUCGUUUUAUUAUUUGGACGCGAUCCAAACAACGUGAUAGGUCCUGUUUUCGCGGACAUAAGUUCUAUCACUCUGAGUGGCAUCAGAGCGUGUAGAUCUGUAAAUGGAAACUUAUCCGAUUGGGCAGAAUUAAUGGAAGCGUAUCUUGGAUUGUUGGCUCAAAUUUGUAAAAAAAAUACCAGAAUGUUAUUACAAAUCCCUGACCAAAUUCCUGAAAUGUUGCAGUGCGGAAUCGACUGCUUGGUGUUACCAGAAUCGGCCACAGUCAGGGCGGCUGGACAUUUCCUUACACAUGCUAUUAUGCAGAGUCCACACCUACAGACGUUCGUUCAACCAAUUGGACAACACUUAGUUUGCGUAAUUUUACAGUGUGUGGGAGGGGAAGUACCACGGAGUAAUUUGGAACCUCAUGCGGAAGUUUUGUUGACGUUAAAUAAAACGUGCAUAGAAUGGACAGCACAAUGGCUUCGUGUUGCCUUCGAGAAACAUGGUGCCUUAUUCAAAAUUUCGCAAGCCCAAAAGGAAAAUUUUAUUAGAAAUGUGCUGCGAGAACGAACGAACAAACGGAUGUGCGAUUUAUUGCAAGACUUUAGCCUACAAAAUUUAUCCUUGGUAACUAAUUGGAAUUUAAUACCGCGCAAGCAAUAA
This is a messenger RNA of Heterotrigona itama, 2965 nucleotides long. Lineage: Eukaryota; Metazoa; Arthropoda; Insecta; Hymenoptera; Apidae. The record is from the annotation of a GenBank genome assembly.